AAGCGGUGCGACGCCCGAACCCCAUCCCUUGUUUCUCCUGCAGGCUUCCUGCAAAUCGUGAAGGCGAUCCGUGGGGAGAAGGGGGGAUUUCUACUUGGGAAGCCUGUUUUUAUUUCCUCGCUUCAACCAGACCUGUAGUUUCCAGAUCAGCCCAUCUUGGAGAACAUGGAGGACACAUCACCCCAUUUCUCAGAAUGCAGAAUUGGGCCUCCGUCUGUAUCCAGAAGAAAGGGAAGGAAAAUGGCUGCAGUCAGAUCAGCUCAGAAACGAGUCAGCUUUGAAGACGUGGCCAUGUAUUUCACAAAAGAGGAGUGGCACCUGCUGGAUUGGAGCCAAAGAUUAUUGUAUAAGGAGGUUAUGAUGGAAAACUAUGAGAACGUGGCCUAUCUUGAUGACUGGCGGAAAACAAAUUCCUGCAGCAAAUGUGGGAAGCUAUUUACACACAGGCUGGAACUUGCCAAGCACCAGCAAAUGGAAAGAGAAGAGAAACUCUACAAGUGCCCUGUGUGGGGGAACUGCUUCACCCAGGAUGUGACAUUUGUGCUUCAUGAAAAGGUGCAUACUGGGAAGAAAAAAAAUGGACGUGAAGAGUCAGGAAAAUAUUUUGCUGCCUGUUCACGUCUGGAGAACCACCAGAGAGUCUACACAGGUGAAAAGCCCUACAAAUGCCAUGUGUGUGGAAAAUCUUUCCCUCACAAUUCACACCUUGUGGUGCAUCACAGAGUCCACACAGGAGAGAAGCCACACAAAUGUCAGAUAUGUGGGAAGGGUUUUGCUUCAAAUUCUGCCCUUUUGAAACACCACAGAGUCCAUACAGGAGAGAAGCCAUACAAAUGCCAGCUGUGUGGGAAAUGUUUUGCUUCUAAGUCCGCUCUUUUGAAACACCACAGAGUCCACACAGGAGAGAAACCAUACAAAUGCCCUGAGUGUGGGAAAUGUUUUCCUCACAAUUCACAUCUGGUGAUGCACCAAAGAGUCCACACAGGGGAAAAGCCGUACAAAUGCCAGAAGUGUGGGAAGUGCUUUGCUUGUAAUGCAAACCUUGUGAAGCAUCAGGGAGUCCACACAGGAGAGAAACCCUACAAAUGCCUGCAAUGUGGGAAAUGUUUUGCUCAGAAUUCACAUCUUAUGAUGCACCGAAGAGUCCACACAGGAGAGAAACCAUAUAAAUGUCAGGAGUGUGGGAAAUGUUUUGCUUGCAAUGUUAACCUUAUGAGGCACCAAGGUGUCCAUACGGGAGAGAAACCGUACCAAUGUCAAGAGUGUGGGAAAUGUUUUGCUCAGAAUUCACAUCUUGUGACACAUCAGAGGGGUCACACAGGAGAGAAACCAUACAAAUGCCAGCAGUGUGGAAAAUGUUUUGCCUGCAGUUCAAGCCUGGUAAAGCACCAGCGAGUCCACACAGGGGAAAAACCAUACCAGUGCCAGGAGUGUGGGAGAUGCUUUGCUCAGAAGUCUGACCUUAUGAAGCAUCAGCGAGUCCACACAGGAGAGAAACCAUACCAGUGCCAGGAAUGUGGGAAGUGCUUUGCUCAGAAGUCAGAUCUUGUGAAGCACCGGGCAGUACACACAGGAGAGAAACCAUACAAAUGCCAGGAGUGUGGGAAAUGUUUUGCUCAUAAUUCGUACCUUGUAACGCAUCAGACUGUCCAUACAGGAAAGAAACCAUAUAAAUGUGACAAGUGUGGAAAAUGCUUUUCUUCCAGUUCAUCCCUUUUGAAACACCAUAGAGUCCAUGCGAGAGAGAAAACACAAGAGUUCUUGGAGUGGGAAAAAUGUUUUGCUCCUAAUUCAUACGUUAUGGGAGACCAUACUUUCUACACAGGAGAGAAACCGGUGGACAAGAUUUUGCUCAGAAUUGGCACUUUGUGACACAUCAUGAAAUCCACAGAGUAG
Molecule: messenger RNA, 1896 nt
Organism: Pogona vitticeps (central bearded dragon)
Lineage: Eukaryota; Metazoa; Chordata; Lepidosauria; Squamata; Agamidae
Biological process (GO): regulation of DNA-templated transcription
Molecular function (GO): DNA-binding transcription factor activity, RNA polymerase II-specific; RNA polymerase II cis-regulatory region sequence-specific DNA binding
Source: RefSeq, a predicted model, not a curated record